Messenger RNA from Symbiodinium natans, 1275 nucleotides. The record is from the annotation of a GenBank genome assembly. Lineage: Eukaryota; Dinophyceae; Suessiales; Symbiodiniaceae.
AUGUUCGAUUUUGAUUUCGAUCGUCUCGAAGAAGAAAACCAGGACGGUAACAGCUUGUGUGGUUUUCUGGUUGUUGGAUUGGAUGGCAGUGAGUAUAACCUCACCCUCCCAUCAAACACCACUGUGCGGGAGGUCAAGGCCUCCUUGGAAAAAGCGUAUGGAAUACCUGUCCUGGAACAAAGAAUAUGUCAUGCGAACGGUUUGCGCGAGUUGCCUGAUCAUUGCCGACUAACAGCGGCUGUCUGCCAGUUGUCUCUGGUUCGUGUGGAAGUGGACUGGUUCUCCCGACUGCAGCGCAACCCACUUGAGUUGUCCAAUGCGCCGGCGUGCAUCAGGGCAGACAAGGGCAUGGUCCAACAAGCAGCGAAAAGAGAUGUUUCUGCAAUUGCCUAUGCAGCUGCAGAGCUACGAGGAGAUGAAGACUUUGCUGUGUACAUGGCAAAAGAGAAUGGAAAUGCUCUUCGAUACUUCAGCUCUGAGCUUCGACGAAAUAGGGCGGUUGUACUGGCAGCAGUACACAAUGCUGGUUCCAUGCUGAAGUAUGUGGAUGAAACUCUCCAAGCUGAUGAGGAGGUGGUCCUUGCAGCAGCUGGACAGGAUGCGAAAGCUUUGAUGCACGCCUCUCCAGACCUUGUUAAAGACACGGACUUCACAAGACGCGUGAUCGCCAAGAAUCGACUUGCUGCGGAAUAUGUUCAAUCUUUGGCACUCGACAGCCGUAGCCGGGAGUUGCAGCGAAGACAGGAAGAGGAAGACAAGCAGCGCUACGCGCGAGACAUCGAGGAUGCGAAGAUUACUGUUGAUGCCGCUUAUGCUCUAUACCAGCGCGGUGCGAUUUUCCUCGAUGCGAGAUCCGAGCAGGAGUUCGACAGGAGCCAUAUAUCUGGGGCGCUUCCGUUUUCCGAACAGACGUCGGUGCUUCGAAGUGUCAUCAUGCAAAGGGGCUUGUCUGCGACCUUGGCAUCUGAUUCAGUGGUGCAGCGUUUGCGAGGCUCGUUGAGGGACACGGUUAUCGUCUAUAGCGACAAUGGAUCAGAUGACAUCAGCCUGGGCUACAUAAGUCGGUGUGUCCGUGUUGCUCAGGAGCUACGUCGUGCCUGUCGCCUUGAACCGUCUUUAGGUAGCAGCCACAGGGUGCGUCGGCUACUUGGUGGACUGAACCAGUGGAAGCGGGCAGGGUAUCCAACGAACGGCGAGCAGCGACUACUGAUCAACAAUAGUAUUCUCCUGGAGGGAGGCAUUCAUGCGUGCUUGGGCCUGGAAUCUGACAUGUAG